Gastrolobium bilobum is the source of this 4991-nucleotide messenger RNA. Its product is annotated as U11/U12 small nuclear ribonucleoprotein 48 kDa protein. NCBI's taxonomy places the organism in Eukaryota, Viridiplantae, Streptophyta, Magnoliopsida, Fabales, Fabaceae. The record is from RefSeq and is a predicted model, not a curated record. The transcript has 5 exons. Bases 413 to 2320 code for a protein of 635 amino acids.
UAUGCGCGGUAGUUGCCUUCUCAGUACGUGGGUUGAAAUUUGACAGUUCAAUCCUUUGCGACCCAAGUACAUUUGCGACCCAAGUUCAAAUGCCAGUCAAUAAAUUAGACUCUCAAGCAGCAUUACCUUCUAGAACGCCCCAUAAUUCUGCCACAAACACUCUUAACUGGCCUAUCCUGCAUUUGAACCCUUCUAAGCCAUUGCCAAUCAUUUCCCCGGCAUACUCAACCACACGCAGCGCCCUCUCCGGUUGAACCUUUAGCUGCACAACCGUUGACGAUGAUGCUUUAAUUUCAACUCUUAUAAGAAUCUCUUUCAAUAAUUAAUAGCUUUUCCCUCAUUUGACACAGUUUCAUUUUUCUGCUGUUGUAACACAUACCUGCGUGAAGGAAGACUUACCGAACCAACAACGAUGAAUCAAUUUGCACCAUCUCAAAACCCUAACCUCUCGACGAUGCUCUCAUCUCUCAACAACCUAGUUACUCUCUCAAAGCAGAUUCUCCCAAUCUUACCCUCUCCACAAACCCUAAAUUCAAAUCUGAUACAAUGCCCUUUCAAUAAACACCACUUAUUACCCCCUCAAUCCCUUUUCCUUCACCACCUUCGUUGUCCUUCCUCUCCUCGUCCAAUUCCCGAUCUCAACAACCUCUUCCACUCUCUCACAUACCCCAAAACCCUAAACAACUCUCACUCUGAAAACCUCUCUUCCUAUUUGGACUUCACUUCCAACUUUUCCUACAGGGAUUGCCCUGGCGUCUUUACUUUCUCCGAUUCAGAUUCCAUCAACAGAACCUUUACCAUUCCCUCUUUUUUAUCUCUUGAAUGUGAAAACACACAUAUCAGCGAUUUGAAUUCACGAACCUCGCCGAUUCUUCCUUCUGAGUACUGCGCUAUCACUCGGGAACUGGAAUCAUGGAAUGAUUAUCCUUCUUCAUAUUCCAAUUCUGUUCUUCGCGCGAUUUUAUGUCUUGGAAUUUCCGAGGAAUGUGACUUGGCGAAUUGGAUUGUAGCGAAUUCGCCUCGAUACGGCAUCGUUGUUGAUUUGGCUAUGCAACAGCAUAUUUUUUUGCUGUGUUGUUUGUGCUUCAAGUCAAUUAUAAGAGAAGCUUCUGUUUCAGUGGAGAAGGAAAAUUUUCAGUUAGAGUGCCCUGUUUUGAAUCAGGCAUUAGCGUGGUUAGCAUCUCAGGUUUCAGUUCUCUAUGGUGCAAUAAGUGGAAAGUUUUUUGUUCUCAAUUUCGUGAAGAAAUGUAUUCUUGUUGGUGCAUCGGUUAUGUUAUUGUUUCCUUUGGGGGACGAGGUUGCUGAAGCUCCUCAAGAGUCCCAGAAUUCAGAUACUGUUGUCAGUGUGGAAAUCAAGGAUGCAAAACAUGGUGCUAAACAUGAAGAAAAGAGAAACUGCAUACAGAAUAGAAGGAUUUUAAUGCCCCAAGUUGUAGCAGCUGUUGCAGCAUUGCACGAGCGAUCUUUGCUUGAACAUAGGAUUAAGGGAUUAUGGUUUUCUCGGCAGCCAAGUAAUUAUCAGCGGGUUACUGAGCAUUCUUAUUUGUAUGAGAAAGCUAAUGAAGAGCGGGCAAAGCGUCUUGAUUAUAAACCUCUAAUUGAUCAUGAUGGGCUUCAUCGGCAGCAAUCAUCUAACCAGGAAACAUCUAGAGAAAAGACACGAGAGGAGUUGCUAGCUGAAGAAAGGGAUUACAAACGUCGAAGAAUGUCUUACCGUGGCAAGAAACGAAAUCAAUCAUUUACGCAGAGGAUGAGAGACGUGAUAGAGGAAUUCAUGGAGGAAAUCAAGCAGGCUGGAGGUCUUGAGAGCCCUGUAAAAGUUCCUGAAGAGAGUGUGAUGUUUGCAUCUAAACCUCCAUCCGGCCAUGACAUUCCUAUAGAAGCUAAUGAUUCAAGAAAAUUUAGUCAUGACUCACCUGCAGUGACAAUCAGUAACUCAAGUCACUGGGAACAACAGUCAUCUACUAACUACUGUGGCAAAAACAAAACUGUAGAUGAUGCAUUUACUAGAUAUUAUGGUGAACACAAACAAGGACAUGACAGGAGCCAUUAUUAUGGAGAAAGUCAACAGAAUGAUUAUCAUAGAGAUGUUUCUUUCACAAGCUCUGAAGGACGUGCAAGUCGCAGCCGAUCACGUGAGCAUAGCAUUCAUCAUAAGAAACAAGAUUAUACAAAUAAAAAGAAGUACGGUAACUCAUCAAGAACUAUGGAUAGGUGGCAAAAGGACUCACACAAGAAUUCUACUUCAUACUCUUCCCGGAAUAAUGCAUUUUCAGAUCGAUAUGAUCCUUCAGAAUCUCUUGAUAUCGAUGCUAAUUAGCAAUGUCUUGGCCAGAACUGCGAAGACACUACAUCUGCAGUGGGAAUAACUUAUCAAGCUUCAUCGAUUUUAUCUGUGUAUCCUCCGUUGUAUCCUUAACUGCAUCUAAGCACUUGGGGUGAUUUUAUUAUUGUUGUGAUCAUUAUUAGUGUUCUUUAUUUUUCCUCUGAGAGAAAAGCAAUGAAAUGCCAAUUACGGCAUCCGCAUUAAAAAAUAUUUCAUGGCCAGAUUUUUCUAUCUAAUUCACUCUAUUAUUGGUUUACUUACCAAAACUAAGUUUUUUUAUUUUAUUUUAUUUUCUUGAGUCAAUUGUGUUAUGUGAUUAUGUGCUAGGUAAAAUGAAACAGGCUGGAUGUUGUUCUACUUCGUAUGUUGAAUCAUUUAACUAUUGGGAGAGCAAUUAUAUAGGUUCCCAUAUCUUAUAUUGUGGACAAUAUAACGAGGAGGAGAAAUUUGAAGAGCAGUAUGACAAAACAUGAAGAAAAUUUGUUUUCAAUUAUUUUGACCCAGUGAACAUUUACCCAUUACCCAACCGUAGUAAUAUUUAAGUUGAAGAAUGAUGGGCCCUUCAAGUACUUAUAUAGGAGCAAAACAAAGGCUAAAGCCGAACAAAAGUGACUUCCGAAACAGAGGGCAAGAAUAAUAGCAUGAAUAGUAGGGGUGAGAAAGAGAUAGUUAGUUAUGAGAGAAUACACGUGGCAAGCCUUGAAUGGAGAAAGGGAUUUUGCAGAAGGAGGAGUUGGUAAUUCUGUUUCGGAGGGGAAAAUGGUAGUUGGUUAUGAUAAGAGGGAGGAACGAGUAAGGAAGGGGUAUGCAUGAUUUUCACUUAAUUGGUGUAAGGGAAAAAUUCCGGAACUGAGGUCUGGGGUCACGAGGCCUUAGAGGCUCCUGCGGAGUGUUCUUUAGUGAUAUUGUGUUGUAGUUGUUUUUCUGAAUUAUGUCUCUCAUCUUCUAGUCAUUAGUGUUUGAUAAGGAGCUGAGCUUCCAUUUUCAUAUCUAAAUAGAAUUUUCUGGGUUGCAUCAAAGAAUAAGUUAUGACAAAUCAAUUCAACCAUAGUUAAAAUUGCGUUUCUCUUGAUUUUCGAAUGUAGUUAAAAUUUGAAGGGCAGUUUGCCAAAGAAAGAAAGAAUAUUUUGAUUGUCAAAUAUUUUGACCGGAUAACAUGCAUCCACUAACCAACCUUAGUAGAAUUCAAGUUGAAGAAUCUUAAGUGAUGACAACACCAAACAAUUCAAUCGCCGCGAUGUGGAGCUAGUUAAAUUUCCAGUUCGCAAGCAUCAUGGAGUAAGGGUGGGUUCAAAGAUUGCAAAUAUAUCGUUUUGUUUGUUUGUUGUUGUUGUUUUUUUUUUUUUUUCAUUCAGUAUUUCUUUCUUCUUAUUUUUGAUUAGAGAGACUACUUUUUAUAUUCUGAAAUUUUGAAUACUACUGGACUGAAAAGCACUAUAGUAUCAAGGAGUGUAAGGAAAGAUUUCCAAAUCCAUUAUUUCUUCGUGGGCUAUCAAAUCAAGACGCUCUCUUGGUCUGACUUAUGAACUUUUAUUCAGGGAAAGUGGGAUCUUUAAUUAUUCACUUGGCCAGCAAUUAUCAAUAGCUACCCGUUCUUUACCAUUAUCAUUUUUGCAAGUUGCCAAUAUAAGCCAGAGGAUUCUACUCUAUAUACCUUCCCUUUAUCACGGCGAGUUUCAUUCUAUUUGUGAAUGUUCCCACAAAAAUUGGUGGCCUUAUGUGAAUCACCCAGUGCUUUAGUCCUCUUUUAUUCUUGGAGGAAAAGGAGUAAGCACUAAGAACCUCAAAUAGAACCUUGUGCUUAAUUUGCAUGUGCAAAUGGUCAUUGGUGUCUAACAUAUGUUGUGCCAUCAUAUGAUGACAUAGAUAGAGAGGAAUUCAUUGCAUUGUUCGUGACACUAAAAUUGACACUUUUAACUGCUCUGUUCGUCUGUCUACCUAAAUGGCUCAAUGCAGAGGGUAAAUUACCUUCUGGACAUAAAAGGGUGUUUGUUUGACAAAUACAACCAUCAAGACAACUGGAACUCGAGUGAUUGCACACCUUAUGCUGGAAGGGUGUCAACUGCAGCACUGGCUCCAAUCCAGUGGUGGAGUCUCUUGAUUGGCAUUCAAUGAGUCUCUUCAAGUUUUUUUGGCUCCUAGAAUUGGUGAUUUGGUUCACUUGUAUCCGCUUAAUCUGUCUCGAAUUUGAUUUUCUGCGAUUAUAUCCAAGGAAAAUGGAAACUGUUCAAGUUUGCAGGUUCAUGGUCUCAACAAUAAUCUGUUUGAAGGCCAAAUUCCUAUUGAAAUAGGCAGGCGUUAAGAUUUAACAGAAUUGUAUCUUUACAACACCGACUGUCUAGGUCUUUUCCAGGGGAAAUUAGUGGCAAUUGGAAACCUUUCUCAGUACAUGUUGCAUACGCCAAAUGUUGGGUAUGAUUUAUAUUUCGCAUACUGAUGAGGGUCUUCAUUGGCAGGGUCAGCAGGAAGCUAAUUGAGAUUUUACUCAUUGUAAUUUUAUUCAUGGGCCCAUAGAGGUCUGGUAUUGUUGUGGGCCUCUGAGUUGUAAUUUCUGUUACUUAAUAGUUUGAGCUUGAACCCAUGAAUAGCUGUUAGGGUUUUUAAAAUUCUAUUUAUAUUCUCCUGUAAACUGAGUGACUUGUAACGAGUGACGAUGAGGAGAAUA